UUUAAAAAUACACGUUUAUAGAGAAGUCACUGCUCCACAUGCUUGACCAUUGACCGCACAGUCGCACACCACCACCACCAGGUGCACCACCGCCGUCGCGACCAAACAACCACGACGGAGCUCUGAAGAAAGAAUGAAAGAAAGCAUUGAAGAGGUUUGUAUCUGAGGCUUGAACUUCUAUCAAACCUGGUUACAAAAUCACACAGAUAUUUACGGCAGUGUGUGUGCGGCUGUGGUGGUGGAUAACGUCGUAAUUUUUUACGGAAACCGAUUCUCCCUCUCUUUCAAUCGUAUGCCUACAGAUAAAGCUAUUCGAGAAUAACAAAAGCUACACAGUUAGCUCAAAGUAGUUGUUCAUAACACCACUAGUCGGUUCACGGAUAUUCAUCGGUCUCGAUUCUCGUGAUAUGCCCUACCAAAAGAUCAUCAAAGGUGAUUGAUAUACGAUUCAACCUAAAAGUGCGUGUGGUAUGGUGGUCCUUUUGAAGUAAACAGCAACCUGUAAAGUUUCCCCCCUUAAAAAGGGACAUUUAGAGUUCCUUUUGGCCCCUUUUUAUUUAACUCAAAUUACACCCACACAUAAAGCCUCAAUAGAGUCUCACUUUAGCAUGCGAGAAGUGGAUCUUCUGGAUAAAGGAGAUAGAGGUACUGAUACUCAUAACUGCAGAAUAUGAAGAAGAAAGCUUGUGGUUGUAGUAACAGUGAUAAAGAUGAUCCGAAGCAGAAAGAGAGGCACAUAGUUUCAUGGUCUGAAGAGGAUGAUGAUAUAUUAAGGGAACAAAUUCGUAUUCAUGGAACCAAUAAUUGGGCAAUUAUUUCAUCCAAGUUUGCGAACAAAACUACAAGGCAAUGCAGAAGAAGAUGGUUUACUUAUUUAAAUUCUGAUUUCAAAAAAGGAGGAUGGUCACAUGAGGAAGAUAUGCUCUUAUGCCAAGCCCAAAAGAUUUUUGGCAACAGAUGGACUGAGAUUGCAAAAGUGGUUCCAGGAAGGACAGACAAUGCUGUGAAGAAUCGGUUCUCUAUCUUAUCUAAGAAGAAAGCAAAGUGUGACUCAUCAACUAAAGAGAACAACAAUGGAGUUAACAUGAAUACCAAUAACAAAAGAACAAGACAAAAUACAGAUAAAGUUUUGGAAACUUCAAUGCAACAUAUGAAUAUAAGGAGGAAACAAAUUGUUGCUACAAUGGAAGAUUGUUGUAAUACUAAAGAGCAGAAAGUAAGACCUCCAUUUGUGGUAAUAUGUAUGAAACCCUGUAUAGAAGAAUCUAGUGGAAAUACAGUUGAAGGAAAAUCUCUCAUUGAAUUAAAUCAAGGAUCCCCCGAAACUAUUUCAUCUAAAACAAUUGAGAAAGCAAAUGAUUUAUGUGAUGGACGAAAAUGCCCCUUGCCAAAUUCAGAGUUCAAUUCUCCACUCCAAGUGACUCCAUUGUUUAGAUCAAUGGCAGAAGGAAUUCCAAGCCCACAGUUUUCAGAAAGCGAAAGGAACUUCCUGCUCAAAACACUUGGAAUGGAAUCAGCAAUUCCGAAUCCCACCUCCAGAACCUCACAGUCUCCACCUUGCAAAAGAGCCCUACUCCAUUGCCUUUAAACCAAAACCUUUCUAGAUUCUAUGGAAUCAGUGAUUCCAGUGUUUUAUUGCAUCUUGUUUUUUUAGUGUGUUUGGUUUUUGGGGGAAUUCAGAUUCUGGUAUUUGAUAUUCCCAUCACAAGGAUUUGGCUUGAAAUACGUCGAAUUCUGUACAGAACAUUUUUUUUUGUGUGUGUUUGAGAGUGUGAGUAUACAUCGGCAUAUAGCUGAUAAUUACAUUUAUGCCCCCCAGUAUACAUAUAGUUAGGGAAGAGAUGGGGGUAGUUAAAGUAUAAAAAGAGAGUGAAUUAGACUCCUGUUGUUUAUUUCUUUUUGGUCUGUAUUGUAGUGUAUGGAUUUUCGUCAUUUGAUUGGUUUUCAUAUAAUAUAUGAUUUUUGUGUGC
Lactuca virosa is the source of this 1970-nucleotide messenger RNA. The record is from the annotation of a GenBank genome assembly. NCBI's taxonomy places the organism in Eukaryota, Viridiplantae, Streptophyta, Magnoliopsida, Asterales, Asteraceae.